GGCGUCGGGAGAGAUUGUACCAUUCUCCCAGCUGCUAAAUAGGUUGUGGUAGAAUCCACCUAGGGAACUCAAAAUAUAACGCGUCAUAAUUUUCUCCCACUCGUAUCCCCUUUUUUAUUCUUGUGGCUUUAUAGGUUCGUAGCCGCUGCUCACACGAUCUCUUGCACCCGAAGACGGGACCCCCCUCCCUCCGCUUUCCUUAUAGUCCGCGCCGCCCCGAUCCCAGGCUCCCGGUGUCAUGGCAGCUCCGAGAACCUGUUAACUGAGGGCUGCGUUACGGCGGGGGACGAGGGUCACAAGGUCUCGCCCCGCGGCCGGGGCGGCGGGGAAUCGGAGCGGGGCUGAGGGGGCGGGGGCGCGGGGAGGGCCUGCGGCGUCUCCGCGGCGAUGGCGGCUUCGGGGAGCGGCAUGGCCCAAAAGAGCUGGGAGCUGGCCAACAACAUGCAGGAAGCCCAGAGCAUCGACGAGAUCUACAAGUACGACAAGAAGCAGCAGCAGGAAAUCCUGGCGGCCAAGCCCUGGACUAAGGAUCACCAUUACUUUAAGUACUGCAAGAUCUCAGCCUUAGCCCUGCUGAAAAUGGUGAUGCAUGCUAGAUCAGGAGGCAACUUGGAAGUGAUGGGUUUGAUGCUCGGGAAAGUGGAUGGUGAAACCAUGAUCAUUAUGGACAGUUUUGCUUUACCAGUAGAGGGCACAGAAACUCGAGUUAAUGCCCAAGCCGCUGCAUAUGAAUAUAUGGCAGCAUAUAUAGAAAAUGCAAAACAGGUGGGUCGACUUGAAAAUGCAAUUGGCUGGUAUCACAGCCACCCUGGCUACGGUUGUUGGCUCUCUGGGAUUGAUGUUAGCACCCAGAUGCUCAAUCAGCAGUUUCAAGAACCAUUUGUAGCAGUAGUUAUUGACCCAACAAGAACAAUAUCGGCAGGAAAAGUGAAUCUUGGUGCCUUUAGGACCUACCCAAAGGGCUAUAAACCACCAGAUGAAGGUCCCUCUGAGUACCAGACCAUUCCACUUAAUAAAAUAGAAGACUUUGGAGUACAUUGCAAACAGUACUAUGCUUUAGAAGUCUCUUACUUUAAAUCAUCUUUGGAUCGAAAAUUGCUUGAACUUCUGUGGAACAAAUAUUGGGUAAAUACUCUGAGUUCUUCCAGCUUACUUACGAAUGCAGACUACACCACUGGACAAGUCUUUGAUUUAUCUGAAAAACUAGAACAGUCAGAAGCCCAGCUUGGACGAGGGAGUUUCAUGUUGGGUUUAGAAACACAUGACCGAAAGUCAGAAGACAAACUUGCUAAAGCAACAAGAGACAGCUGUAAGACCACCAUAGAAGCUAUCCAUGGAUUGAUGUCUCAGGUUAUUAAGGAUAAACUUUUCAACCAAAUUAAUAUUUCUUAAAGAAUGCCACCAAGUAGUUACUCAUUUAUGCUUUCUUAGAGGUAUUUCCUUUGUUUGACAGCUAGUAUGAGAAAAAUUACUCAAGUUUAAUUGGUCAUCAAAAAUCUGAUUUGCAGAACAAAGUGCUUUGAAAUUCUAUUAGUCGUAUUAAAAAUAUUCCAGAAGAUUGCUUUGGAAAACUUCUUAAGAAGAAACUAAAGAAUUGUCACUUAGAUAUUGGCUUUUAGUUAUUUAUACUGAUCACUGACCUAUAAUAAAAAUUUCUUUAAAAUGAAAGAUUCUUUUCUUUGUACUUUCUGCAUUAUUCUAAUGUUCUUAAUAAGAGAAACUUGAAUAAGUUUAAGGAAGUCCUUUGAUUUUUGAAAGAUUCUGCCAUUUCUUUCUAAACUUAUCACAAGCUUUUGGUAAGACUUUGUGACACUUUAUUUCAAAACCACAUUCUGUUUUAUUUUAUUAGUGAAAACCAGAAAUCUCCUUAAAAAUGCAGUUUAAAGCCAUCUGUUUCUUCCAAGAUAUUUUCCCCUAAGUUCUCAUCAUGAAAUGUUUCCUUUAAAAAGUCAAGCAAUUUAGAGAUGACUUAAAAUAUAACUUUUAAAAAUGACAUAAAUUAUAUAAAUGUAUAAAAAAGAUAAAACAAAUACCAAUGCUGGUUACAUCUUAGUGUUUUGUGUUUAAUUUUAUCAGUCUUCAUUUAUAUUUAAAAACUGAGUAGGCACAAUCUUACAUAUUGUUGGAAUCAGUCUAGCACCUGGUAGUAAGAAUAUCUUAGAAUUUUAAAGCAAUUCAGCUGUAUAAAUGAUUGAAUUUGUUUAUUGAAAUUUGACACAAUAACAUUUUUUCACACCAUAUGGAAAGGAAAUUGAUAUAGUGGGAAGAAUGAUACAUUUAAUAUCAAGGAUCUGUGUUUAAAUCUGGGCUCCUAGUCACCUGUGUGCCUGGGCAAGUCACUUGAGGUCUCUGAAACUCUUGUCUUCUGAAACAUCUGCGAAAUAAGGAGGUUGGAAUAUAAUUGACUUCUAAGGGUCCCUUCUAGCUCUAAUUUAUGAUCCUUUUGUCCAGAUGUGGUUUUUUUUUCCCCCAACUAUUCAUAAAAACUUUUCUUUAUUGGAAUAUAUCUAAUGUAUUGCAUGUGGAACUGGUUUGAUAUCACUUGAAAUGUCAGGAAUAAGAACCAAAGUAGACAACACAAGCACCCUGAAAUUGGAUGUGUCAUCAUUUUUUGUGUGUUUGGAAGAUAAACUCUGACGCCAAACAUUUUAUCUGUAGCCCAUUUGUGGGAUCAAGGUCAAAGAUUAUUUUUACAAAUUAGUUACAUCUAGCUAGAGUUUUUGAUGUUAAGCAUUCGUUGCAUUGUGCAUAGAAUAAUAAACUCUUCAGUAGUGCAGCAGCCACUUGAAAAUAAACACAGCAGAACAAGAACAUAGGUACUUCACAAUAAGACUAGGUAUUGGAGGCUUAUGUACCCUACAGGUUCAUUUUCCAAAAACUUGUGUGAAUGAUGAGGUACAGAUGUACCAGUCAUGUUUGCACGUAAGAAUUCGUUUAUUUUGCUAAUGUCUGCAUUGUAUCUGAAUGUAGUUGAAUAAACUGAACUGAAUACA
Phascolarctos cinereus (koala) is the source of this 2993-nucleotide messenger RNA. RefSeq names its product COP9 signalosome subunit 5 (gene COPS5). NCBI's taxonomy places the organism in Eukaryota, Metazoa, Chordata, Mammalia, Diprotodontia, Phascolarctidae. The record is from RefSeq and is a predicted model, not a curated record. Gene Ontology annotation, molecular function: protein binding; metallopeptidase activity.